AUGAUUUGUCCCAAGGCACUCGCAGUGCGCUCAAGACCAGUCACGGCGGGAUGCAUGCGCAUGCUGACGAGCACCGCGCGCCCAACCAUAUGCCUGGCGCAGCUUGUCCCGAGGGCACUACCGACAGCUACGGGCCCAAGGCUAUCCUCCAACCAGAUACGAUGCUAUGGCAGCAGAAAAAAAUCAGCAAAAUUGUUUCCGGAACCAACGUCGGCUGAUGAGGAGCGGGUACCAAAUCGCCGCAAUGCUCGAGACGAGGUCGAAGAAGAGAAAGAAGAAGAAGAUGAUGAUGAGGGACCUUGGAACUUUAAAAAGAUGGGAAGGUUCCCAAGAGACGAGGAACUUCUCGACAUUUGCGAGAAGAUAGUAUUCCGCGAAGCCACCGGGCUAUCGGAGCCGCAAUCGGUGGUGGAAGUGCUCAAGAAUGCCGACCUCAAGACUGAUCAACUAGACUGCAUUGCCCUCCCUGGGCCCACGAACAGGGGCCUUCUAUACCCGGUCUGCCGAUUUUUGAACAGGGAGCAGUUGAGGCGAGAGCAGAAGGAGAAGGAAAAGGCGGCACGGCGCACCAAGGUCAUGACCAAGGAGAUGGAGAUCAACUGGGCCAUCACCAAGCACGACCUGGGCCACAAGAUGAAGCAGCUGCUCAAGUUCCUACAGAAGGGAUGCCAGUGCGAGAUCACUUUUCAAAACAAGCUCAGGGGGAAGAAGAAGGCGACUAUGGAAGAGAUGCAGGAGACGGUCAGGCUAGUGAAAGAGGCGAUUAUGGAGAUACCCGGGGCAAACGAGUACAAAUCCGCCGAUGGCGGCAUAGGGUCACCUGUCUACAAGAUUUUCUGGCAGGCAACGCCGAACAAAGCAGCCGAGAAAGAGCCUUCUGAGACUGCGACAUGA
Pyricularia pennisetigena is the source of this 894-nucleotide messenger RNA. RefSeq lists its product as uncharacterized. The record is from RefSeq and is a predicted model, not a curated record. Lineage: Eukaryota; Fungi; Ascomycota; Sordariomycetes; Magnaporthales; Pyriculariaceae. Gene Ontology annotation, biological process: mitochondrial translational initiation; ribosome disassembly. The coding region runs from base 1 to 894 and encodes 297 amino acids. The transcript has a single exon. Gene Ontology annotation, molecular function: ribosome binding; translation initiation factor activity. Gene Ontology annotation, cellular component: mitochondrion.